GAAGCGCGGAGCGAGCGCCGGAGCUCCUGUGCUGCCGCGGGUUUCCUUCCCUGGAGGCUCUCAGCUGAUCCCUGCAGGAAUGGCCCCGGGACUGAGUGCUUCUCCACCAGCUGUGCUUCUGCUCCUGUCCCUGCUGGGUCUGGCUGCUGCUGGGAAGCUCCUGGUGGUGCCGGUGGAUGGGAGCCACUGGCUCAGCAUGCAGGAAUUGCUGGACAUGCUCCAGCAGAAGGGACACGAGGUGGUCGUGGUGGCACCUGAAGUCUCCCUGCACAUCAAACCAUCAAAGAACUUUGUGAUGAAAAUGUACCCAGUCCCCUUCACUCAGGAAGAGCUGGACAAAGUUUACAAAGGGUCGAUAAUGGAUUUAUUUAAAGGAGGACCUUUUCUGGAAAGAGUCAUUAGACAGUAUCAACAGGCAAAGAAGGCCUCUGUUCUGUUCCUGGCCACCUGCUCCCACUUAAUCCACAACAAGGAGCUCAUCAGGUACCUUGAGGAGAGCAAGUUUGAUGCCAUCCUUACAGACCCUAUCCUCCCCUGUGGGGCAAUACUGGCCGAGUAUCUUUCCCUGCCUUCCGUGUAUUUCCUGCAGCAAAUUCCGUGUGGUUUGGAAUAUCAAGCCACCCAGUGCCCCAAUCCCCCUUCCUAUGUCCCAAGAGUAUUUACAGACCUUACAGACCGCAUGACCUUUCUCCAGCGGGUGAAGAACAUGCUCUAUGACAUCCCCAAUUUCUUCCUCUGCGACGUUGUCUUCCAACCUUAUGCAGAACUGGCUUCGCAGUUCCUGCAGCGGGAGGUGACCGUGCCGGAUCUCCUGCGCCCGGCUUCCAUUUGGCUCAUGAAGCUGGACUUUGUCUUGCACUUCCCAAAGCCCUUGAUGCCCAACAUGGUUCUGAUUAGUGGAGUAAAUUGUGCUUACAAGAAGCUAAGUCAGGUGGGUCGCGCUCUGUUUUCUCUUCUUGUUCUUGCAGGCUUUGGAAAUCUCAGGGAAGCUGAAACACAGCUUUCAUUAGAAAGGAGGAUUUCAAACUGCUCAUGCUUUGCAGGGAGGUGCUUGUUCUGGUAUCUGGGAACAAUUAUCAGAGUAGAAAGUUGGAGAAAGUACUGUAUAUGGAGUUAUCUCUAG
Molecule: messenger RNA, 1123 nt
Organism: Melospiza melodia melodia
Lineage: Eukaryota; Metazoa; Chordata; Aves; Passeriformes; Passerellidae
Product: UDP-glucuronosyltransferase 1A1-like
Exons: 1
Coding region: 80-1123 (347 amino acids)
Molecular function (GO): UDP-glycosyltransferase activity
Source: RefSeq, a predicted model, not a curated record